Rotaria socialis is the source of this 891-nucleotide messenger RNA. Lineage: Eukaryota; Metazoa; Rotifera; Eurotatoria; Philodinida; Philodinidae. The record is from the annotation of a GenBank genome assembly.
AUGGGUAAUCAACAAACAACGGGUCGUACUCGUAGUGAUACAUAUACAAGAUAUGAACGCGAUGGUGAAGAUGGUCGUUAUGUUACUCUCGAUCAUCAGGAUUCUAGCGUAAGCAGUCAUGUAUCAACACCUGAUGACAAAAUGGUACCACGGCAUGAUUCAAGUUUACCAAUACGUAUUCGUAAUCAACGUCAAGUGCAUCAACAUCAUUCACAACAAGCUGUUCAUUCAGAAAUGCACAAUGAAAAAAAAACUAUUCCUGUUGUAUUCAAAUAUCCAGCAUUACCGAAAGAUAAAGAAGCAUUACUCACCGGUUCAUUUACUAAUUGGAAAGAAAUGAUAACAAUGGUCAAAAGUGAUAAUGAUUUUGUUGCUAUUUUGGAAUUACCUGAAGGUGAACAUGAGUAUAAAUUUCAAAUUGAUGGCCGUUGGGAAUAUGAUAUAAACGAGCCAUCGAAAGAUGAUGAUCGCAAUGGCCGUAAUAAUAUAGUAACAGUUAAAAAAAGCGAUUUCGAAGUUAUGGAAGCACUUACAUCAGAUUCAAUUCUAUCCAGUAGUCAAAGUGCGAAUUUAGUUAAACAGCAGUCCACUGACACAGAUAUGGCCCGUUCUCCACCAGGCUCUUAUGAACAAACCUGGCCACCAACAACUCAAAAAGAAUUUUCACAAACAGAUAAACCACCAUUUCUACCACCACAUCUACUGAAUAUUAUUCUUAAUAAAGAUACAGCAGCUCAUUAUGAACCAGCUCUAUUGCCAGAGCCAAAUCAUGUUAUGUUAAAACAUCUUUAUGCAUUAUCCAUUCGUGACGGUGUUAUGGUAUUAAGUACAACAACACGUUACAGACACAAAUUUGUUACAACAUGUUUUUAUAAGCCGACAAGCAAAUAA